Messenger RNA from Balaenoptera musculus (blue whale), 4680 nucleotides. It is a transcript of the gene LMNB2, whose product is annotated as lamin B2. The coding region runs from base 11 to 1843 and encodes 610 amino acids. The transcript is spliced from 12 exons. Lineage: Eukaryota; Metazoa; Chordata; Mammalia; Artiodactyla; Balaenopteridae. The record is from RefSeq and is a predicted model, not a curated record.
GUCGGAUUGAAUGAGCCCGCCGAGCCGCGGCCGCCGUUCCGAGCCGCGCGGACCCCGAGCCGCCGCCGCCGCCGCCUCCAUGGCCACGCCGCCGCCCGGCCGCGCGGGCGGGCCCGCCACGCCGCUGUCGCCCACGCGCCUGUCGCGGCUGCAGGAGAAGGAGGAGCUGCGCGAGCUCAAUGACCGCCUGGCGCACUACAUCGACCGCGUCCGCGCGCUCGAGCUGGAGAACGACCGGCUCCAGCUCAAGAUUUCCGAGCGGGAGGAGGUGACCACGCGCGAGGUGAGCGGCAUCAAGACGCUGUAUGAGGCGGAGGUGGCUGAUGCCCGCCGGGUGCUGGACGAGACGGCCCGGGACCGGGCCCGGCUGCAGAUCGAAAUUGGGAAGCUGAGGGCCGACCUGGAGGAGGCCAACAAGAGCGCAAAGAAGAGGGAGGGCGAGCUGACGGUGGCCCAGGGCCGCGUCAGGGACCUGGAGUCCGUGUUCCACCAGAGUGAGGCGGAGCUGGCCGCCGCUCUCAGCGACAAGCGCGCCCUGGAGAACGACGUGGUGGAGCUGAGGGCCCAGCUGGCCAAGGCGGAGGAUGGGCACGCGGUGGCCAAAAAGCAGCUGGAGAAGGAGACGCUGAUGCGCGUGGACCUGGAGAACCGCUGCCAGAGCCUGCAGGAGGAGCUGGCCUUCCGCAAGGACGUCUUUGAGGAGGAGGUGCGGGAGACGCGACGGCGACACGAGCAGCGCCUGGUGGAGGUGGACAGCAGCCGGCAGCAGGAGUAUGACUUCAAGAUGGCCCAGGCGCUGGAGGAGCUGCGGGCGCAGCACGACGAGCAAGUGCGGCUGUACCGCCUGGAGCUGGAGCAGACCUACCAGGCCAAGCUGGACAACGCCAAGCUGAUCUCUGACCAGAACGACAAGGCCGCCAGCGCCGCUCGGGAGGAGCUGAAGGAGGCCCGCAUGCGGGUUGAGUCCCUCAGCUACCAGCUUUCCGGCCUCCAGAAGCAGGCGAACGCGGCUGAGGACCGGAUCCGGGAGCUGGAGGAGACCGUGGCCGGGGAGCGGGACAAGUUCCGGAAGAUGCUGGACGCCAAGGAGCGGGAGAUGACGGAGAUGCGGGACGUGAUGCAGCAGCAGCUGGCCGAGUACCAGGAGCUGCUGGACGUCAAGCUGGCCCUGGACAUGGAGAUCAGCGCCUACCGCAAGCUCCUGGAGGGCGAGGAGGAGAGGCUGAAGCUGUCCCCCAGCCCAUCGUCGCGCAUCACCAUCUCGCGGGCCACAUCGAGCAGCAGCGGCAGCAGCGUGUCCGUGUCCGGGCGCCUGGGCCGCAGCAAGCGGAAGCGGCUGGAGGUGCAGGAGCCGCUGGGCACGGGCUCCAGCGGCACCGGCUCGGGCAGCAGCGGCAGCAGCAGCUUCCGCCUGGCCCAGCAGGCCUCGGCCUCGGGCAGCAUCAGCAUCGAGGAGAUCGACCUGGAGGGCAAGUUCGUGCAGCUGAAGAACAGCUCGGACAAGGAUCAGUCUCUGGGCAACUGGAGGAUCAAGAGGCAGAUCCUAGAAGGGGAGGAGAUCGCCUACAAGUUCACGCCCAAGUAUGUGCUGCGGGCUGGCCAGACGGUCACGGUGUGGGCAGCCGGUGCAGGGGUGGCUCACAGCCCCCCGUCCACGCUCGUAUGGAAGAGCCAGAACAGCUGGGGCACGGGCGAGAGCUUCCGGACCGUUGUGGUCAAUGCUGACGGGGAGCACCUGGGGUGGCUGUCUGCAGCUGCUGUGUCGUCUCGCAUAGGAAGUGGCCAUGAGAACCGUGAAGCAGUCCUCGGUGGUGCGGGAGGCCGAGAACGGGGAGGAGGGUGAGGACGAGGCGGCCGAGUUUGGAGAGGAGGAUCUUUUCCAUCAGCAGGGGGACCCGAGGACCACCUCUCGAGGCUGCCGCGUCAUGUGAACCGAACAUGCCUCAUCACACGUCUUUCUUUAUCCAGGGCCACUGAAAACUAUUUUUAUAUCAUUGGCUUCUUUAGUCCUUGGUACAUUUCUAGAGAGUUUUUAAGCAAACUGCCAGAGCGUGGGGGUGGGUCUCUGCUGAGCUUUCCUGUCGCUGGGUUUCCCUGGGCCCUUCAUCACCACUGUCCAGAGUGUUCAGUGCCCCGUUCUCACCUUUCGGUUGAGUUCGGGGCCCAGGAGCCGAGUGGCUAGCGGCCUUUGGGCUGGGAGUACAGGGGGCCCGUCCACCGCUUCGGUCUCAGCUGCAGCCUGGGGUCAGGGCGGGAGAGGAGGCCUGAGGUGGACAGAGUGGAACUGCGCGUAGGAAUCCAAUAGUUGUUUGUUUUAUUAAGCUUUUAAAACAACCAGAUUCAGAAUCCAGGUUCUGACCUGGUGGGGGGAAGGGGCACCCUGUGGAAUUUUGGUGGCUCAGCCAACCGAGCACCGGAACAAGGGACUCGCAGGCUUUUACCGCAGGCCUGGGCUUCGGGGUUUGUCACAAUUUCUGCUCUGCUCUCAGGAAUUGGGGUGCGUGGGGUCGGCCUCCUGGCUCCCUCUCUGGCUGCUGGAACCUCACGUUUCUGGGGUUUUCUGCAGUUGAGUUCCUCACCUUACGGGGAUGGAUGGUUCCGUUGUAAGACUUGUCCUCAGGUCAGCCUUGAGGGGACAGGUGUGACGAACUCGGAAACAAAUGCCUUGGGCUCCAGCACUACGUCCACCUGUAACCACCGCUUCCCACCCUCCCGUCGGAGGAGGGCGACUUCAGGGCGAGACGCUGGACUCCCCGUUCUCCGACUCUGUGCCUUGUGCAUGGGGCACGCUGACUCACGUGUAUUCUUGGGCAUAUACUAAUAUCCCGGCUUCCUCUGUAACUUCUUGCUGAAGUGGUGUUUCUGAGACAGACCUGCCAGGGCCAGUUGGCCCCUACGGGAUGGCUCCGAGUCACGGUCCGGCUUCUGGCUGCCUGGAGGCCCCCUCCCUGCAUCAGCUUACCGUCGACGCCUCUGCCACGUAGAUACACAGAAAUUAUUUUUUUAACGGAUAUUUAUUUUUUUACAUCGGUCAGUACACACAUUGCCGGGAUCCCACCUCAGAGGCUCAUUCAUGCCAGGGUCACCAGGACAGUCCCCCGAGGGGGUGGCAGUGGGGGGCCUGUCUCUGUGGACUCUGAGGCCCCAGACGGCAAACUUCUUUCAGAAAGCGCAGCUCAAGUCUUAAAAGACGCAAUACUGAGCCAUGGAGGUGGCCUGCCCCAACCCCAGGCCGGGAGCAGCCCGUCUGCCUCCUUUCCCUGGGAAUCAUGGCGACAAGGGCCCGAGGCCUGAGCCCCAGGCCGGGAAAGUGCCAGUGGCCGAUAAAACUAAGCUGCUGCUGAGUCUAGAAUCUCCUACAGACUCUGGCUUUAAGUCCGAGCAUCUUUCCAUGGCCACCUGGACCGCAGGCUGUUUCCUCUGUGGAGGGAGACAUCUCUUACCAGAACAGCUCCUCGGGGACGGGGCAGCCCCUGGAAAGCGUUUCUUGCCCUGGCAAUGCGCCCCCCCGCCCCCCAGUGUGCACUUGCCCAGGAGUGCUUGCAGGCCUGUGAGGUCGCAGGCUGUCUUCCUUCUCCCAGACGUAGCAGGAGCUGAGGGAGCUGUGAGGGUCUGGGGAGCCUGAUGAGAUGCAGGGGGAGUGGCUAGGUGGCCCUCAAGCAAGUGGGAACUGCACUGGCUAUAUCCUUCAAGGUAUUGGGGAGUCUCUGGGGAACAAAGGUCUGUCCUGGAAUUUGGGGCCUGAAUUGCUGAAGUAGUUUUGCAGGCUGGGCUCGAGGACAGGAAGGAAGGGAGAGGGCCCCACCCUCCCUGCAGGCCCAGAGGUCCCGAAAAACAGCCCAAGGGCUGCCCUAGUGCCUGCAGAGCCCCCAGGCUCACUGGUAGGGGUUGUUCCCAGCAGCUGAAUUUUCUUGCCUGCUUGAGAUCUUGGGUGGAGCCUGGAAGUGGCCCAGACAGGCGCUGGGAUGCCCUUGGCUGGUGGAGGGAGGGUGCACUGGACUGGUGGCCACUUGUGGCUGGAGGCUGGUGACGGUCAUUGGUAAUCAAGUAUUUGAAAACACGGAGCAGAGUCCAAUGUUACAAUGUCAGCCAGGGCCUGGGAAAUCGAAUUUGCAUAUGUCCUUAAACAUACUUAACUUUAAGCCACUUAAAAUGAUGCAGAAGCGAUUCUUUUUUCUAAGCCCCUGUCAUGUGAUGAGCACCCUUCUGGAGAAAACCCAUGCUUCCCAGCCCUGGGGAGGGACGGCCUGCGGGGAUGUGGCCGGCAGGAACCAACCCCUGGGAGACACCAACGCCUCCCCCCGCUCCCCGCCCGCGGUCUGGGCGCUCAGCUGUUUCUACAACAGCCAAGCUCAGACUUGGGCUCGUUUUUACCCACACCAUCUACCCAGCAGUUCUAUUUAUAUCAGCAUAUCCGAGCUGGGACUGACAUUCCUCAAGGACAUUAAAGCUACUGGAAAGGUCUUAAUUCUGAGCCUGAAAGGUAUCAUCAGCACUACAUGCUAGUGGGCUCGGUUUCAAGAACUCGGCUGUUUAGACACGUCUCAGAGAUCUGUUGGUGAUUUUUACGAUGCAUGUCAAACGUGUGGUCUUUUGUUCUCUCCGAGGAUUUGUAAUACACGUUUUAUGACUGGAAACUUUUUUAUACAACACUCCAAUAAACAUUUUGGUUUUAAAUUC